Messenger RNA from Malus domestica (apple), 2362 nucleotides. RefSeq names its product glucan endo-1,3-beta-D-glucosidase-like. The record is from RefSeq and is a predicted model, not a curated record. Gene Ontology annotation, molecular function: endo-1,3(4)-beta-glucanase activity. NCBI's taxonomy places the organism in Eukaryota, Viridiplantae, Streptophyta, Magnoliopsida, Rosales, Rosaceae.
AUGACAUGUUUCCGUGGACAUGUCCUCUUCUUGGUAUCCCUCUUCAUUCUCCUCUUCAUCGACAUUGGAGAGCUAAGAUUUUACGGGGAGGAUGAGCUCGGGGACUGGAAAGUGACUCGGAAUGGCAAUGAGUUUGCAUUUGAGCUUUUUGACCGGAAAAUAAAGCUAAAAACUCCACAUUGUACCGUACGUGUGGGGAUAGAUGCAGCCAAAUUGUCUGUUUCCGCUUUGAUUCCGCAGGCCUCCCCCGCCCCAUUCCUCUUCCCGGAAGCUCAAUCCACCGUCCUCCCCGACCCUUCAACCUUCUUCGCCCCAAAACUUCUCUCUACUCCACUCCCCACCAACUCUUUCUUCCAAAACUUUGUCCUCAACAAUGGCGACCAACCCGAGUACAUCCAUCCCUACACCAUCAAAUCAUCCAACUCCUCCCUAUCUAUCACAUAUCCGUCUUUCUCCUACACAUCUACCGUCAUAUCCACAGCCCCAUUCGAACCCGACCUCACCAUAUCUGCCUCGAAAACCACCACUGGAAAAGCUCCAAACAACGACCACCAUGUAAUCUCUGACUUCAAUGAUCUCAGUGUGACAUUGGACUUUCCCUCAUCCAACCUCCGCUUCUUCCUUGUCCGCGGCAGCCCCUUUCUUACCUGUUUUCUUUAUCGCCCCUCUGCGCUUACUAUAUCAACUGCUCAUACAAUUGUCUCAUCAUCAUCAGCUAGUAGCUCAAAAACAAAGUUCAUCAUCAAGCUCGACAACAAUCAGACAUGGCUAAUAUACACAUCCAUUCCAACUGAUUUAUCUGACAGCGGAUCAUCCACACUAAAUUUUAAAGCUUUUUCCGGGAUUAUUCGAUUUGCUGUAAUACCGGAUCCUGACCCAAAAUCAGAGGCAAUUCUCGAUCACUUCAGUUCUUGUUACCCAGUUUCUGGUGCAGCUGUGCUCCAAAACACCAAUACUUUGACAUAUAAAUGGGAAAAGGAAGGUGGAGAUUUGCUUAUGCUUGCUCAUCCUCUCCAUAUUAAGCUUCUGUCCAAUGCUACUGUUUUGCAAGAUUUUAGAUAUAAAAGCAUUGACGGCGAUUUAGUUGGUGUUGUUGGCGGUUCGUGGAUGUUAGCAUCGAAGCCUAUUCCAGUCACUUGGAAUUCUGUAAGGGGUGUCCAAAAAGAUUCGUUCCCCGAAAUCAUAUCUGCACUUCGUCGAGAUGUUGACGCUCUUAGUUCAGCAGAAGCUUCUACUACAUCUUCAUAUUUUUACGGGAAAUUGGUUGCUAGAGCAGCAAGGCUGGCUGUGAUAGCCGAGGAGGUAGCUUGUCCUGAUGUGACCCCGGCGAUCAGGACAUUCUUGGCGGAGAAAAUAGAGCCAUGGUUGGAUGGCAGCUUUAGUGGCAACGGAUUUUUGCAUGAUAAAAAAUGGGGUGGACUUGUUACCAAGCAAGGAUUAACUGAUCAGGGUGCCGAUUUCGGGUUUGGCGUUUAUGCUGAUCACCAUUACCAUCUGGGGUACUUUAUAUAUGGAAUUUCCGUGUUAGCAAAGAUUGAUCCUCCAUGGAGGCAGAAGUACAAGUCUCAAGCUUACUCGCUCGUGGAGGAUUUUCUCAACAAGGAUGAACGAUCGAAUCCAAAUUACCCGCGUCUGAGAUCCUUUGAUCUCUAUAAAUUGCACUCGUGGGCAGGUGGGUUGACAGAAUUCGCAGACGGGAGGAAUCAAGAGAGCACGAGCGAGGCGGUCAAUGCUUACUACGCAGCUGCUUUGAUGGGAAAAGCCUAUAAAGAUGCGCAACUUGAGGCCACCGGAUCGCUACUCACUGCCUUGGAAAUACAGGCAGCUCAGAUGUGGUGGCACGUAAGAGAGGGCGGAGAGAAUCGAAUUUACCAGGAAGCUUUCGCAAAGGAAAAUCGAGUAGUGGGGGUUUUAUGGGCGACCAAGAGAGACACCGGACUUUGGUUCGCUACCGCGGAGGCGAGAGAAAUUAGACUCGGAAUUCAAAUGCUGCCCGUUUUGCCAAUCACCGAGGUGUUGUUCUCCGAUGCAGGGUAUGCCAACGAGCUCGUGAGUUGGGCAUUGCCAGCGCUCAAUAAAACAGAAGUCACGGAAGGAUGGAAGGGAUUUGUGCAUGCGUUACAAGGGAUUUACGACACACAAGGCGCUUUGAAGAAGAUUAGGAGCUUGAAUAGUUUCGACGACGGAAACUCCCGGAGUAAUCUUUUGUGGUGGAUUUACAGUCAGUCACAGUAGGUGAUCAGCUUUGCUGCAUGACAUUUUUUCCUGAGGUUAAUUUUAGUAUGUUUUUUGGGUUUUAGCUAGAUUCAAGUUCUUUGUGUAACAAAAUUGAAUCAAUUACAACUCAUGUUUAUUUUCUUUU